Molecule: messenger RNA, 2068 nt
Organism: Penaeus chinensis
Lineage: Eukaryota; Metazoa; Arthropoda; Malacostraca; Decapoda; Penaeidae
Product: organic solute transporter subunit alpha-like
Exons: 10
Coding region: 1-1341 (446 amino acids)
Biological process (GO): transport
Molecular function (GO): transporter activity
Source: RefSeq, a predicted model, not a curated record
AUGACGUCACGGAUCAAACAGCCACUUUCUCUCUCCGUCCUACAGAGCGGCCUGGACAUUCGGAUGUUUCCCUCCAACGAUAAGAUCCUAACGUCCGGCAUGGCUGACGACACGACCUCAGACAACUGGGAUAUACCGGGACCGAACAAAAGCACGAUCGAAAAUGACACGAGCUACAGUGUCUCUUGUAACUACGACUACAUACCAACCAUUUCGGAAACGAGUGAAGCUCUGGGAGACUUUGGAGUCGCGAUGCUGACCACAGGAGUGAUAUUGACCAUAGCUUUAUACGGCCUCUUCGCUGAACAAGUUUACUAUACCUACACCACGUGCCAUAAGGUCUUCAGAAGACAUAUCAUUUGGAUUACUUCAGUUUACCCUUUUAUGACGAUGAUGAGUGUGAUCGCCACAGCCAUACCCAGGGCGGACAACCUUUGUACAGCUGUUAAAGUAACGUACAUGUCCAUAGGAAUCAGCCACUUCACCGACCUGACCACAAGCAUGUUCGGAAGUGAGAAGGCCAUGCUAGCUUACCUCGAGGGCAGGGCGCUGAACCUUCAAGUUGGACCCUGCUGUUGCUGCUUACGGUGCCUCCCUUCGCCACCCGUGAACAAGAUCCGCAUUCGCAUUGUUCGUUGGUUGCUGUGGCAGAUGCCCUACACUCAGGCGAUUUACUUUAUCCUGACUCUUCUGUGGUCCAUUGCUGACAGUGAAACCGAUGGCACUGUCAAUCCCAACGGAAACUACCUGUGGCUAAACACCCUUAACUUCACCUCGUUUAUAAGUGGAGUUUAUGCCCUUCAGAUCCUGGCAGCAGCAGGAACAGUACCUCUUGAAGACUACAACUACAACCGAAAGGCGUUUUCGGUGAAGACACUCGUCCUUGUCACUAAGAUGCAGAGCUUCAUCUUCGACAUCAUGGCAACCUACAACGCUUUUCCUUGUCUUGGUCCUUACAUCUCCCCGCGCGUCUACAAGCAAACUGUCGAAAACUGCAUAUACCUGGUCGAGAUGCUGAUCCUCGGCCCCUACACCUACUGGCAGUACCACAACGAAGCCUUCAUGACCGCUAACCCGAAGGAGCCCAGACAAUUUUGCGCGAGAGCCUCCCCGAAGGAGGUCGCCGUCAGCACCAUCUCGAAGUCGUUCCAGGCUGAGGGUGCUGCUGUCGGAGGAGGACCUCUGACGGACUCUCAAGAACCACACAAGGACCAUUCGGCUUACGUUGAUUUGUCGGCUAUUGUAUUGCCUCAGACGCACACGCAAAGUAGUACGUGUGUGACGGAACAGCCUAGGACUACGGAUGGGUAUGGUCAUAGAAUAAGAGAAAAUUUGGUCUAAAUGUUGAUUAAAUAUGAGAGAAAAAAUUCUGCUUCUGGCCAGAUGUAGGUGUGUAAUUACGCUUUGCCUAAAAUAAAAAAAAGAGAAAAAAUGAUGAGGAAAUCGGUCAUGAAUGACUGAUAAGAUUUUUCUUCCGUCGUUUUACAUAACGAAAACCUCUGAGAUUCAUAAUUUAGCCAUUUUUAAAUUGCAUGUUGUCUAAUUAUAUACCUAAUUUGGGCAAUUAUUUGAUAGGUUAUAAAUGAGUCUGCGUAUUCACACCUGUACGGAAUGGUGAAUCAAGUACAAAAAGUACAAAGCACCUGGCCACAGCCUUCUUACCUAGUAUGGUGUGUGCGAAAUCCCAGUGGCAAGAAAUGUCAACUGCCAUGAUGUAAAGCAGCACUGCAGAGAGAAUAAUUCAGGACAUAUCAAGUAUUAACAGGAAAUAACAUUGUCAGUCCUAUUUCAAUGUAUGUUUGACUUGUUGUCAGCGCUCACUGUCACCGUGUCUGUCAUUAACGUAACAUGCCGGAUCAUUCGCAUAUACAAAGGUAUAGAGGAAUCAAACUAAAUUUUUGUACCCUUUUUUGAGAAACUGACUGAAAUCAAAUUUCAGGAAGUAAACUAUGAUAUUACAGUACAGCAGUUGCCAUAUGUGAUGUGGAAGGAUUGUAUAUUGCCUCUUUUUGUAAAUUUAAACCUAAGUUCAUAAAUAAAAAAAUGUGUAAAUUAUGGUAGUCCUUGA